AUGGUUAUUCAAAUAUGGUAUCUUGUCAAACAAAUGCAAACUGGACUCAGUGAACCAUCACCAGGAAAUGUAUUUAUUAUUAUUUUUUCAUUAAUAAGUGCAAUGAUUAUGUUCUCAAUGAGUUGUGCUGUUGCAUCUCUGGCAUACCAUUAUUCAUACUUACUCUCGAAAAAUAUGUCAUCAAUGGAAGACAUUGAACUUGUCCGGUAUGAAUGUCUUUCCCACCAUAAAGCACCUCAUUUUCCAAAUUAUGACAAUGGAACAUUAAAAAAUUGGCAAUCAAUCAUGGGAGUAUCAUUUCUUAGUUGGAUUUGUCCAUGGUAUAAUGAAAAUAAAGAACAAAAUCAAAACUCAUUUAAUGAAACAUACUUAUCAUCAGUUCACAUUGAUUAA
Molecule: messenger RNA, 393 nt
Organism: Entamoeba dispar SAW760
Lineage: Eukaryota; Evosea; Mastigamoebida; Endamoebidae
Exons: 1
Coding region: 1-393 (130 amino acids)
Source: RefSeq, a predicted model, not a curated record